Cyphellophora europaea CBS 101466 is the source of this 849-nucleotide messenger RNA. RefSeq lists its product as uncharacterized. Gene Ontology annotation, molecular function: oxidoreductase activity, acting on the CH-OH group of donors, NAD or NADP as acceptor. The coding region runs from base 1 to 849 and encodes 282 amino acids. The transcript has 2 exons. The record is from RefSeq and is a predicted model, not a curated record. NCBI's taxonomy places the organism in Eukaryota, Fungi, Ascomycota, Eurotiomycetes, Chaetothyriales, Cyphellophoraceae. Gene Ontology annotation, cellular component: cytoplasm.
AUGAUCGCGAACGGCAUCGAGCGACGCAGAGUCGUCGUUGUAACAGGAGGAGCAUCCGGCAUCGGCCUAGGCAUCACGAACCACUUCGGCUCUCGCGGCGACCACGUCGCCAUCUUGGACAUCCACGCCUCGGCUCCCGCGGACCUCCUCCCCGCCCUCAGCAAAGCCCACGCGAACGCCAGCUUCUCGUACCACCAAUGCGACAUCGCGACCUGGGCCUCGGUGGCCGCGGCUUUCCGGGCCGUGUACACGGCGCACGGCCGCAUCAACGUCGUCAUGGCCAACGCGGGCAUCUCGCGCGAGGAAUCCCUCAUCCCGGCUACGGUUCCCACGCCCGACGUCGAGCCCACGGAACCGGGCCUGCGCACCAUGGACGUCAACCUGACGGGCACGCUCUUCACCGUCAAGCUGGCGAUCCACUACCUGCUCCUCAACAGCCCCGCCCCGGACUCCAACUCGCGCGGCUCCAUCGUCCUCACAGCCUCCAACGCCGGCAUCUACGCCUUCCCCGUGGCGCCGCUGUACGCGGCCUGCAAAGCCGGGCUGGUGAACCUGACGCGCUCGCUGGGCCCGGCGCUGCUGCCGCACCAGAUCCAGAUCAACGCGCUGGCGCCGGCGGUGCUGGAGACGAAUAUCGCGCCCAGCAAGGAUCUGUUCAAGGGCAUGGUGCUGACGCCCAUGAGUACGCUGCAGAAGGCGGUGAGGUUGUUUGUGGAUGAGGAACCGAACAGGACGGGCGAGGUGGCGGAGGUGCAUGGCCAGAGCGUGACGGUGCGGGAGGUGCCGCCGUAUGUGGAUGAGGAUAGUGAGCGGAAUUUGAGGAGGUUUUGGAAUUUGGGGUAUGCUUGA